AUGUCUCAGUUGUCAUUGUACUGUGUGGAUGCAGUAUUGUUGCUUGAUAAUGCCGGUAAACGGAUUUAUUCGAAAUAUUAUAGUGCGCCUCACCAAGAACAGGGAAGCGCAGGUGCAACAGGGACAUUAGCUGGAUCUCUUAAUCAAGAAUUGGAAUACGAAACGAGACUUUUCAAAAAGACCCAGAAACAAAACUUCGAGAUUCUAAUAUUUGAAGAAAGGUUAGUGUUGUACAAAGAAUACGUUGAUAUGUCCGUGUAUCUUGUGGGUCCAUUAGAAGAGAAUGAAUUGGUACUACAGCAAGCAUUUUCCGCUAUCAAGGAUUCAUUAGAAUUGAUUUUGGCAACCGGUAUCGACAAGAAAAACAUUCUUGAACAUUUUGACAUGGUUGCGUUGGCCAUUGAUGAGACUAUUGACGAUGGUGUGAUCUUAGAAACUGAUCCAGCCACAAUUGCCUCAAGAGUUACCAAACCGCCUUCGAAAGAAGCCCAAAUAAAUAUUGAAUUGAGCGAGAAGGGAUUACUUAGCGCAUGGGGGUUUGCGAAAAGUAAACUGGCCGAAAGGUUGCAGCAGGGCCUGUAA
This is a messenger RNA of Lachancea mirantina, 582 nucleotides long. The record is from the annotation of a GenBank genome assembly. Lineage: Eukaryota; Fungi; Ascomycota; Saccharomycetes; Saccharomycetales; Saccharomycetaceae.